ACUUGUGAUUUGGCAAAAUCUGAGAGAAACAAAUAUGAGAGAGAGAGAGAGAGAGAAGAUAGUGAUUGGCGUGGUUGGUCAAUAAGUGACGGCUCUCCAUGCAUCAACGUGUUUCUUCAUGAGCCAAAACUUAAGCCUUCUAAAAUCCUAAAAAAGAAUUCUCUCCCCCAACUCAGGGACCGGAGACAGAGAUGUCGCUUCCACGACCCACGGAUCCCUUACCCUUACCUUCAAUUUACGAGUCUCCGCCGUCGCUUGCGGCCACUGCUACUACAAGCUCUUCUUUUUCUCACAACAAGAGGAAAAAGAGAGCGACGAGGAUCUUUUCACUGUUCCAGAUGUGGAAGCUCCACCCUCUACCGCGAUUCCUAAUACUUGUACUAACAAGAAUACUCCGGAGGUUCAGCGCCGCAGCCGCAGCCGCAGGGGACGUAAUCCUGUCGAUAAGGAGCACAGAAGGCUCAAGAGAGUUGGUUAAUGCUCUACAAGCUCUUGAGCAAAGGAGAACAUUCAGAAUGGAGGAGUCCUCAGAGGAAGCUUUUUUGGUGAAGCAAAAGGGCAAGUUAGCUGAAGAAGCAAAGAAAGCUGGAAGUAAUUCUUUUAACAAGGGCAAGCAACAUGCAAAUAGAAGGAAGGGAGGUAGAAGAACAAAUUUCCUACCUUGUCCUACUUGCAACAAAACCAACCAUCUUGAGAAAGAUUGCUGGCAAAAGAGUGGAGUUAAAUCACCUCAAUGUGGUUUUUGCAAGAAGCUAGGUCAUGUCGAUAAAAAUUGCAGACUCAAGCAAUAUAGGCAAAACCAGAAUCAAAAUCAGAAUCAUAACCAGCAACCUGCACAACAACUUAAUUACCACGAUGAUCAAGCUCAAUGUGAUGAUCAUAUUUUUGCUGUUACUCACUCCUCAAAUACCAGUAGCAGACACACUUGGUUUGUGGAUAGUGGUUGCACUUGUCACAUGGCAAGGGAUGAAAGCAUGUUCUCUUCCAUUGAUAAAUCAGUGAGGAUCAAAGUAAAGCUUGAAAAUGGAGAAAUUGUGGAGUCUCAAGGCAAGGGUUCUAUAUAUAUUCAGACCAAGCAAGGUAUCAAACUAGUUCCUGAUGUUCUUUUCAUUCCUAGUUUAGAUCAAAACUUGCUUAGUGUUGCUCAAAUGAUGAAGAAGGAUUAUUCCUUGUCAUUCAAAGAUAAUGUGUGCUCCAUUUUUGACUCUCAUGGUGCUGAAAUUGUUAAAGUUAAUAUGGUGGGUAAUAGUUUUCCUUUAAAUUGGAAUUCGAUUCAACAAUACACCUCAUAUGUUCCUAGAAAUGUUGAAUCUGAUUUUGUGGCAUAAAAGAUUUGGCCAUUACGACUUGAAUUCUCUCAAAUACAUGCAAAGUAAAGAAAUGGUUAGAGAUAUGCCUGGAAUUUUUUUUAUGGUAGUGUGUGUGGAAAUUGCCAACUUGGCAAGUCUCAUAGACAAUCUUUUCCCGAUAAUGCAACAUGGAGGACCAAGGAAAAGCUGGAAUUGGUUCAUAUUGAUGUAUGUGGACCAAUGAGGACAGCUUCCAUAAGUAACAACUCGUAUUUCAUCCUCUUUAUUGAUGAUUUGACAAUGAUGACUUAGGUUUAUUUUCUCACCAACAAAUCUCAAGUUUUUUCAGUAUUUAAAAAAUUUAAAGCUCUUGUUGAAAGACAAAGUGGCUGCAAAUUGAAAACUUUGAGAUCAGAUAAUGGUACUGAGUAUGCUUCUAGUGAGUUUAACAAAUUCUGUGAAGAUUUGGGAAUCAAGCAUCAAUUUUCAGAUAGUUAUUUUGUUGAACAAAAUGGUGUCUCAGAGAGGAAGAGUAGAACAGUAAUGGAGAUGGCUAGAUGCAUGAUGAUUGAGAAGAAAUUACCAAAGAAUUUUUGGGCAGAAGCUGUACAUACAGCUGUAUACCUUCUCAACAGGCUUCCUACAAGGUCAGUGCAAAGAAUGACACCUGUGGAGGCUUGGUUUGAUUCAAAACCAUCAGCAAAACACGUAAAAGUGUUUGGUUCAACUUGUUACAUUCAUAUUCCUGCAGUAAAGAGAGGCAAGCUUGAUGAUAAGGUAGAGAUUAGUAUCUUUUUGGGUUAUGCAGCUCAAUCGAAGGGUUAUAGAGUGUACAAAGUUGAAGCCAAGAAGGUGGUUGUGUGUAGGGUUGUGAAGAUUGAUGAAGAUGCUUAUUGGAAUUGGAAAACAAAUCAAGUUGAGUAUUGUUGUUCAGAUCAGCAGAAAACUAGAAUUGUUCCUGCAAUUCUAGAAUUAGAUUCUAAUUUCAUUACAGAUUCUGACAUUGGUUCACCUCCACCAAGAAUCAAAUCUCUUGCUGAGAUUUAUGAGAUUUGUAACCUGGCUAUUUCAGAACGUUCAAACUAGGUUGAAGCCUCAACCAAUGAUGCAUGGUAGCUGCAAUGCAAGAGGAGAUUAGGAUGAUUAACAAGAAUGAAACUUGGAUUCUCACCCCUAGACCUAAGAAUAGGGGUUCAUUAGAGUUAAAUGGGUUUACAGAGUUAAAUUGAAUCUUGAUGGAAGUGUGUUCAAGUACAAAGUAAGGCUAGUUGUUAAGGGAUAUGCUCAUGUCCUUGGUAUUGACUAUGGAGACACAUUUGCUCCUAUUGCAAAGCAUGAACAUGAUACUGUGAGAUUACUGAUUGCACUUGCUGCUCAAAACAAAUGGAAGAUUUUUCACUGGAUAUCAAGUCUGCAUUCCUCAAUGGCAACUUGGUGGAAGAAAUCUUUGUUGAACAGUCUGAAGAAUUUGAAAUUGUUGGUCGUAAAGAUCAUGUCUAUAAGCUUAAUAAAGCUUUGUAUGGAUUAAAACAAGCUCCUAGAGCUUGGUACAGCAGAAUGAAUUCUCAUUUACUUGAUCAAGGCUUUCAAAGAAGUCCUAAUGAGCCAACUUUAUAUGUGAAGCACACCAAAAGCAAGAGUUUGCUUAUUGUCUCUUUGUAUGUUGAUAAUUUAUUGGUAAUGGGAGACAACUUAGAGGAAAUUCAAAGAAAGGGUUAUGCAUGAAUUUGAAAUGUCAGACCUUGGUUUGAUGAAGUAUUUUCUUGGCAUUGAAUUCGACCAAUCUAAAAGUGGAAUAUUCAUCUCUCAGCACAAUAUGCCCCUGAUAUGUUGAAGAAAUUCAGUAUGGAGAAUUGCAAAUCAGUUGCAACUCCAUUGGUGAUGAAUGAAAAGCUUCAUAAAGAUAAUGGGGAACCAAAAGUAGAAGGUUCUACUUUCAGAAGUCUAAAUGGCAGCUUACUGUAUUUGACUGCUACAAGGCUUGAUUUGAUGUUUUCAGCUAGUCUUUUAUCUAGAUUCAUACAAUCUCCAAGUCAUAAGCAAUUUGGUGUUACUAAAAGGGUCCUCAGAUAUUUGAAAGGUAUUGCAAACUAUGGUAUUUAUUAUACCAAUGUUGAGGAUGCUGCUUUGGUUGGGUAUUCAAAUAGUGAUUAUGCUGGUUGCUUGGAUGAUUAUAAAAGCACCUCUGAUUAUGUUUUUUCUUUUGGGUCUGGAGCUUUCACUUGGAAUUUAAGGAAGCAAGAUAUUGUUGCUCAAUCCACAGCAUAAGCAGAGUAUGUUGCAGCUGCAUCUACCGCCAAUCAAGCCAUUUGGUUAAAAAAAAUUUUAUUUGAUUUGCAGCAACCUGAAGAAGAACCUACAACUAUUUUUGUGGACAACAAAUUAGCUAUUUCCAUAGCUGCAAAUUCAGUUCAACAUGGUAGGACCAAGUUCAUUAAUGUGAAGUUUCAUGCUUUGGGAGAAGCUGAGAAGAAUGGAGAAA
Molecule: messenger RNA, 3771 nt
Organism: Manihot esculenta (cassava)
Lineage: Eukaryota; Viridiplantae; Streptophyta; Magnoliopsida; Malpighiales; Euphorbiaceae
Product: transcription factor HY5-like
Exons: 3
Coding region: 192-1328 (378 amino acids)
Biological process (GO): red or far-red light signaling pathway; response to far red light; positive regulation of transcription by RNA polymerase II
Cellular component (GO): nucleus
Molecular function (GO): DNA-binding transcription factor activity, RNA polymerase II-specific; zinc ion binding; nucleic acid binding
Source: RefSeq, a predicted model, not a curated record